ACAGACACCAAAUUUGCUUUUUUGCUAAUCGUUCUGAGCAAAUAAAAAAAAGACAAAAGUCCGUUCCAAUUUUUGGCUCUAAAUCUUCACUGUCGUGUCCUUUGCAGGAUUGUGUGUUCGUGUGUUGCACAGGUCUCUUUAUUUGGCCCCUUUCGCAAGAACAAUUAUGACUCGGCUAACGCGCGAAGCUCCGGCCCGGGCCAACAUUGAACUGGGCGACGUAACGCACCACAAUCUGAAGCAGUUGAAGAAGAUCAACACGGUCGUGCUGCCGGUGUCGUACAAUGAUAAAUUCUAUCUGGACGUGCUGGAAUCGGGCGAGCUGGCAAAGCUGGCGUACUACAACGAUGUUGUGGUCGGUGCCGUCUGUUCCCGUAUCGAUACCUCCGAAAAUAUGCGCCGAUUGUACAUCAUGACACUUGGUUGUCUCUACCCAUACCGGAGGCUUGGCAUCGGCACCGUGAUGGUACAGCACAUUCUGAACUGUGUCGAACGGGACGGCAACUUCGAUAGCAUAUUCCUGCACGUGAAGGUAGACAACAAGGGUGCGAUCGAGUUUUACAAACGGUUUGGUUUCGAAAUAGUGGAAACGAAACAACACUAUUACAAACGAAUCGAACCGGCGGAUGCACACGUGCUGCAGAAAACGCUUACGAAAAAGGCGGCAGUGGCGGCCGCGGCAGCAAAUAGCAAUCCCUCGCACCAUCACUGUUCGGAAUCGGACGAACACUUUCAGGUUGCGAAUGGAGAUAGUCAUGAGGUACCGGAGGCUGGUGAAGCUGCCCAGAAUCCACCGGCCGACGUAAACGUUAACAAUCAUUCGAGCAUUCAAAACUCGACCUCACAACAAACGCCGCAAGCCGCGGAAAAGAACCGAUAAAGCACUGAUGGGCAAUCGUCUCGAGUAACGCAUUUGCGCACCAUCUACGAAAGAGAACAAAAUAGAAAGCCGUAUCCUUCAUCCAACCGUGAAAGCAAAUAGCUACGACUAGGGUUUAUGUCGGGAGGAACAUGUCCUUCUGUAAAGCUCGUUUGUGACGGCAGCACCACUUUCGCGCUGGUCGAUGAUGAGUUGUGUCCGCUAUUGGGAUAGCGGAAUCGUUCUAUUUGUUAAAUUGUACAUCCAAUGAUGAUGAUCGUUGCUGCUGCGAUCGAUGAUAAGAGAACCAUUUCCCCCUUCCCGCCCAUCCCAUACAACCAUCCACCAAUCAUCAUUCGCCUUGUUACAUUGUAUUUUUGUGUGUUUUCCUGCCCUUCCUAGCUACCCCUGCCUAUUUGUUUUUCGUGAUGAAAAUUGUGCAAAUAUUGUGAGUGAAAUAUGUGUUCUUAGCCUGUUAAAGUCCGGCCCCCCGGCGGCACCCUUUUCCCCGAUCCCUAUUUGUUUGUGUUUCUGUUUGUAGUACUCAUCAAUAGUUAAGCGUAAUAGUAACACGACUGUAUGGCCCAAAAUUGCUAACACAAAGUGAACGAAACAUCUUAUAAAUCUUACCUAGGACGAAUAAAGUUUAUCACGAUAACACGUAAGUGAUCGUAGCGAA
This is a messenger RNA of Anopheles funestus (African malaria mosquito), 1538 nucleotides long. RefSeq names its product probable N-acetyltransferase san (gene san). The record is from RefSeq and is a predicted model, not a curated record. Gene Ontology annotation, biological process: mitotic sister chromatid cohesion. The coding region runs from base 167 to 880 and encodes 237 amino acids. NCBI's taxonomy places the organism in Eukaryota, Metazoa, Arthropoda, Insecta, Diptera, Culicidae. The transcript has 2 exons. Gene Ontology annotation, molecular function: acyltransferase activity, transferring groups other than amino-acyl groups. Gene Ontology annotation, cellular component: NatA complex.